This is a messenger RNA of Ananas comosus (pineapple), 2163 nucleotides long. Its product is annotated as transmembrane 9 superfamily member 11-like. The transcript is spliced from 2 exons. Lineage: Eukaryota; Viridiplantae; Streptophyta; Magnoliopsida; Poales; Bromeliaceae. Gene Ontology annotation, cellular component: membrane. The coding region runs from base 1 to 1929 and encodes 642 amino acids. Gene Ontology annotation, biological process: protein localization to membrane. The record is from RefSeq and is a predicted model, not a curated record.
AUGUCGUCUCCCAAAUCACUCUUCCAACAACAACAGCAGCAGCUAUCUUACCGCCGCGGCGCGCGUUGCCUGUGCCAUCUACCCGGUCCUGCGGGAAGCCGACGCGACGCACGCGCCAGUCCCCCCCCCCCCCCCCCCCCCCCCCCCCCCCCCGCCGGCCCCCGCCCCUCCGCCGAGUCCCUCGGCGAGCUCCUCCUCGGCGACCGCAUCCAGUCCUCCCCCUACCUCUUCCGCAUGCGCCUCAACGCCUCCCGCACCUUCCUCUGCUCCUCUCCCCCGCUCUCCCCCCGCGACUUCGCCCUCCUCCGCCAACGCGUCGACGCCGCCUACUCCGCCAACCUCGUCCUCGACAACCUCCCCGCCAUCAACGUCGCGUCCGAGCAACGCGGCUUCCCCAUCGGAGCCCGCCGCGGCGACGACUACUUCAUCUUCAAUCACCUCAAGUUCACCGUCCGCGUGCACGGCGACGCCGACGACGGUGAUCGGAUGACGACGACUCUCAUCCCCGGCACCGGCGACGUCGCCGUCGAGCAGCUGAUCCCGAGGAACGCCACCGACGAGGAGGAGGAGGAGGAAUUCAUGGUCGUCGGAUUCGAAGUCGCGCCGUGCAGCGUCCGGCACGACCGGAAACUCGCGGAGCGACUAGACAUGUACGACGAAUACCCGGCGCCGAUCGAGUGCGACGCCAGGUCGCCGGGGAUGCGGGUGGCGGCCGGUGAGCGGGUGGCGUUCACGUACGACGUCGAGUUCGUCGGCAGCGCGGUGCGGUGGCCGUCGCGCUGGGACGCGUACCUGCGGUCGGAGGGCGGCGCCGAGAGGGUGCACUGGCUGUCGAUACUCGGCUCGCUCGCCGUGGUGGCGAUGCUCGCCGCCGUGGCGGUGGCAAUUAUGCUCCGGACCGUCCGCCGCGACCUGGCGCGGUACGAGGCGCUGGACGCGGCGGCGGAGGCGAAGGACGGCGAGCUGUCCGGAUGGAAGCUCGUCGCGGGGGACGCCUUCCGCCCGCCGAGCUGCCCGCUCCUGCUCUGCGUGCUCGUCGGCGAGGGGGUGCAAAUUCUCGGCAUGGCGGCGGCCACCAUCUUUUUCGCGGCCCUCGGGUUCAUGUCGCCCGCGGCGCGCGGCGCCCUCAUCUCCGGAAUGCUGCUCUUCUUCCUCGUCCUCGGGACCGCGGGCGGGUACGCCGCGGCCCGGCUAUGGAAGACGCUCAACUCCGGAGACCCCGCCGGGUGGCCCGCGGUGUCGUGGCGCGUCGCGUGCGCGUUCCCGGGCUUAGCGUCUUUCAUUCUCGCCGUCCUCAAUUGCCUUCUCUCGGCCAGCCAUAGCACGGGGGCCCUCCCCUCGUCUCUCCUUACUUUCUUGCUCUUCACUUGGUUCUGCAUUUCCGUGCCGCUGACUCUCGUCGGCGGUUUCUUCGGUGCGAAAGCACCGCACGUCGAAUUCCCGACGCCCACUAACCAGAUACCGCGGGAGGUCCCCAUGCGGAGGUACCCCCCGUGGCUGCUGGUGCUCGCGGCGGGGGCGCUGCCCUUCGCGACGCUAUUCGUCGAGCUGCUCUUCAUUUUCUCCAGCCUUUGGAUGGGCCGGGUGUACUACGUGUUCGGGUUCCUACUGCUGGUGUUGGGCCUCUUCGUGGUCGUCUGCGCGGAGGUCGCGCUGGUGCUCACUUACGUGCACCUCUGCGCGGAGGACUGGCGGUGGUGGUGGAAGGCGUUCUUCGCGCCGGGGUCGGUCGCGGUGUACGUGCUCGUGUACGCGGUGAAGUACCUAGUUUUCGACCUCAAGAGCCUCAGCGGGCCCGUGUCGGCCGCGCUCUACCUGGGGUACUCCCUACUGAUGGUCCUCGCCGUCAUGCUCGCCGCCGGCACCGUCGGCUUCGUCUCGUCGUUCUGGUUCGUGCACUACCUCUUCUCGUCGGUGAAGAUCGAUUGAUAUCGCGUGCGAAAAAAAUAGAAAGAAAGAAAGAAAAGAAGAAGUAUAUAUAGAAAAAGAAACUUCUUGAGCUGCUAGUGGUAGCAGAUCAUUGCAAACACAAUGUAAAUCAUUUGAGCUGUUGUUAUUCUUCAUCUGCAUCAAACUAUAGUUUACCUUUUUUUCUUUUCUUUUUUUUUAAAACUCUCCCUACAAAGAAGCAAUAGUAUUGUUGAUAAAAAAUCAAUUUUUUUC